This is a messenger RNA of Strongylocentrotus purpuratus (purple sea urchin), 3033 nucleotides long. RefSeq lists its product as uncharacterized. The coding region runs from base 143 to 1066 and encodes 307 amino acids. Gene Ontology annotation, molecular function: RNA binding. NCBI's taxonomy places the organism in Eukaryota, Metazoa, Echinodermata, Echinoidea, Camarodonta, Strongylocentrotidae. Gene Ontology annotation, cellular component: nucleus. The transcript is spliced from 5 exons. The record is from RefSeq and is a predicted model, not a curated record.
CCCACGUGCGCGCAGAGCUCGCCAGCAAGCUAGCUCUUUUUUGUAUGCCUUGUGUCGCCGCACCGGCCGGGGCGCGCCCGGGGCCCGGCCCGUUGUACCAGCAGCACGUUCGUUUAGAAUGCACGCUCCAUACAUAUAGUACAUGCGCCGUAGCGACACAGUCCAUGCAGAAAAUAUCAGCCGCCCUGUACAUCUGGAAUGUUACACUUCACGAGACCAACCUCUCUCCCCCACGAUGCAUCGCAACUAUGGCUCCGGCUACGGUCAUCACGGCCCCCACAGUCACCAGCCCCACCACCACGGUGGUUCCCAUGGCAUGGGGAUGAACAUGGGUAUGGGGAUAGGUAUGGGCAUGGGUAUGCAAGGCAUGGGCAUGGGCAUGGGUAACAUGCAAGGUAUGGGCGGUCACCAGGGGAUGGGCGGGGCCGCGGCCAUGAACAGCUUCUUGAGCAAGUACCCGGCCGUGAGCAACUACACCAAUGACAUGUCGCCCGCGGCCAAGGCAGCACGCGUCUUUGUGGGGAACCUGAACACGUACACGAGGAAAGAGGACAGGAAGAACAUCAUGGAGCUGUUGAUGGAGACGUUCAUGAAGUAUGGACGUAUCAGGGCCAUAUCGAUCCACAGUGGAUUCGGCUUUGUACAGUUUGAGACCAGUGAACAGGCAAAGAAUGCCAUGAGAGGGGAGCAGGGAAAACUAAUCAAGAACCAACCACUAGAUCUGUACUUGGCGAGUGAUCCUGAUUUCAACAGACCAAAAGGCUUCAAAAAAGUUAACCAUGACUGUGGUUAUGUAGCCUAUGUUGAUCCCUCUACUCUGCCUACCAUUCCAGCGAAAGGGAUUCCAUCAAUGAAGAAGAGAUAUAGACUUACCAAGAGUGGUGAUGAACCCCAGGGUUGGGUGUGCGUAUUCUGCCAGCAUGAAGCCAUAACACCUUGGGAGCUGAUGAAACACGCCUCAGCCAUACAUCAAACACAGAUCUACGACAUGGGCGGCAACGUGGAACAACCCAAGACAUCGGAUCCACAACAAGAGGCCAUGCAAACACAGUCAGCUAUGAUGUAAACACAAUGGAAUGUCAGGUGACAAUGUCAUGUGACUUUAAAAAGACUCUGAUAGAGUGAAGCAUUAUACAGCUUUGAUGUGGAGCGGGAGAUCAUGUGAUCAAUACAAAGCUGGACAGGUCAGUCAUAGUGAGCUGUUUAUCUCCAGGUGUCGUCUUGGAUGGACCGAUGUGAUGGAGUACUGACCAUGAACUGUCUAUUUAUGGUAGUUGGUCUUCAUUGGAUGACCAUUGCUGACCCGCAUGUUCAUGGUGGUCAUUUUUUCGUUGAAAGUGACCAAAUUAUUUGAAAAUUUCAAUGUAUUGCAGCUAGAGUAUGGGUGUUUGGUCAUUAACGCACUGUGUAACAGUUCCCCGUAGUUGAUCAUACAAUAAUGUAGAUUCUCUUAGCAUAGGUGAUGUUUUACUAGUAGAGGUACUGACCUAAUACAAAAACGGACAUAAUGACUUUGCAAUGUUCUCGAAAUUUCACCCUGCAUUUAUUUUGUAUUCUCCAUAUUGCAAGUAGUUGAUAAUGUACUAACGGCUAAAUGUUCCAAUAGACUGUAGCACACUAGAUGUAGGGUAAAGGAGGUCAGGCAUUGUUAAGAUGCGAUGUAUUUAUGACAUGUAUCAUGUACUAGCAUCUCAGUCACACUGCCACACCUACCCCUAACCCUAAAUGAACUAAACUUGACUUGAUCUCAGCCAUUUGGGGGUUAUGUUCAGUGUUUUUGCUCCUUCUGGGCCCCGUCUUACAAAGAGAUGCGAUUGAUCCAAAUCAAUCGCAAGUCCUCUAAUCAAUCGCAAGUUUGCAAUCUCCUUUCCCUUAUGUACAUAGUUAUGAUUGAUAUCAAUCGCAAAUAAGUUGCAAUUAAUAUCAACUCUUUGUAAGACGGGGCCCCGAUGUCAGUUUUCGUGUUGGUUGUUUUGGCGCUUCUUGAUAAUAAGACUUGCUCAUACUGUAACACACAGGCCCUAGGCCUAAGGCAAUAUCAGUAUGCAUGCAUGCCUAUUAUAAAUACUGAUUCAGUGUUUCUUUUGUCACAGAACCAGUCUCACUCUUAUUGACAGUUGUGCUCACUUCUAUGUGCUCAAUAGAUCCAUUUGGUUCUAUUGCUUUCUAAUAUCAUGCUUCACAAGAGUAUCAUGAAAUGUGUGAAAAUUGAUAAUGCGCCAAUUUUUGUGGAAGAAGCACGAGAGAGAGUGGAUUUCGUUUCACAGUCAUUGUACUACUACAGUUAUACUUGACUUGAGAAUAUCAAAACAAAUUGGAAGAUUAUCCAAUCAGGAUUAUCAUAGUUUUUUCUCCUUCCAGAUACAGACUAACUGUUUGCAAUAUGGAAAAAUAUUCAUUGCAAUGAGCAUAGGUGAACCAUGUGAGCAAACCAUUGAUCACCCAUGUAAAACAUCAUCUUGAAAAAUAAGGUGAAUGCAUUCAAAAGGUAUUUUUAAUUUGGUAUUUGGAUGUGUAUUUCAAUUAGGGAAAUAUCAACUCAUAAAAUAGCAUUAAAUAGAAUUUCAUUUAAAUAUAUGCCAAAGUGUGAAUUAGUGAGUUUACUAUUUCUGAUGAAUGAUAGUUUCAUAAUGCAGAACUACUUAGCCGUGUUGGUAGAUUUUAUUUUCAACUAGUUGUCGCCUAUGAAAAUAAGGAAUGAUAAUUUGCAUUUAUUGGAAAAAUAGUGUGCUAAAGAAGCAUUAGGUAUUCUUAAAAUAAUCAAUUUUCUGCUGCAGCUUUUGUUAUGUCAUUAAAUGGUGCAAAUUAUCUCUUGAUAAACAAGACAUGUAAUGUUCACUGUUUGUUGGGGUCUAUUCUAGGUUGCAGGUUGCACAGUUCACACACAAUCUUCAGUCUUUCACUGGCCUGAGAUUUGAAUGUUAUCAGUCAAUUGACUCAAGUCGGAAGUACCAGGAUGCAUUAUUAUUUGUGUAUCAUGAUUAUUUUGAUAAUAAAAUUGUUUAGUAUUGAAAAUAAACAGAAAAUGGGCAG